This is a messenger RNA of Phragmites australis (common reed), 821 nucleotides long. RefSeq lists its product as uncharacterized. The record is from RefSeq and is a predicted model, not a curated record. The transcript has a single exon. Bases 428 to 784 code for a protein of 118 amino acids. Lineage: Eukaryota; Viridiplantae; Streptophyta; Magnoliopsida; Poales; Poaceae.
AAUAAUUUUUAGUGGGCUGUGUGUUAGUGACCCAGUGUAGUUACAUAACUCCUCCUGUAGAAGAGGUGGUAGUGGAUGGCCCAGUUCAGGCCUCAGGGUGAGUCAGUAGAGCAGCCGCGCCCGCGCCUUCUGCACCGGCCGCCGCUGUCGCCAUCGACCUUGCCUUCGCAGCCACUUCUCCUUCUCAACCCCUCUUUUCUUCUAUGGGAGACUGAGGCAACCAUGUUCUUGGUCCUUCCUUUUUUCCGUUUGCAAGCGAUCCGUCACGGUUUUAGUAGCAAUCUUAAACCCGUAUUCUACUCGGCAUCGGAUCAGCGAUUCAGCGUCUAUAAAUAUAUCGUGCACCGUAACCAAAACAAACCGGCAGUUCAACCCCGAAGAACUUAGGUCAACUUGCGAGCCCUCGAUCAAGACGGCAGCACAGAAUAUGGCUUCCAAUGGCGCCGACGCACCGGGCGCGGAGACGGCGCUGACGGGCGCAGCGAGGCAAUGCAUAUGCUCGCCCACGACGCACCCGGGGUCCUUUCGGUGCCGGCUCCACCGCGGCGGCGGCGGCAUGCAGAGGCCGGCCUCGUGCCAGCAGUUCGGCCCCCCCGGCGCGCCGGGCUCCCGAUCGCUCUGCUCCGUCCACUUGCGCAGGGCCGCGUCAAAGCAGCGGUUGGCGCAUCACACCACCGUCGGCGGCGGCGGCGGCAUGUCGAGGUCGGCUUCGGAGCAGCAGUUCCUGCCCUCCGCCGGCGUGCCAAGAUUGGCGUCGUGGCAAGAUCUCGCUCAAAAGAAGUGACCAAGGAAAGGACCGAGAGGAGAGAUCCCUGUGUUUU